GCAGCGGCGGCGGCCGCGCCCGUGGCUCAGGAUGCGGCCGGGGGGCGCGCCGCUCGCCUUGCUCGCCAGCCUGCUGCUGCUGCUCCCGCUGCGCCUGCUCUGGGGCUCCUUGGCCGCGCCGGCGCUCUCCAGGCUGUCUGUGGAGGAAAGCAGGGAGGCCACGCACAGCACCACCGCCGCGCGGCGGACGCUCAGGAGCCCGGCGACCCCGCCGCCGCGCCCCACGAACAGCCCAUAUCUGAAUGAGAACACGCUCCAGCUGACAGAAAGAUGCAAAGAUCUGCAAGAUGGAUUUGAGGCUUUAUCUAACAAAACAAAAUGGUAUUCAGAGAAUGACUAUCUUCAGAUUAUCACAAACAUACAGAGCUGUCCAUGGAAACGACAAGCAGAAGAAUAUGAGAAUUUCAGAGCAAAGCUUGCUUCCUGUUGUGCUGCUGUUCAGAACUUCAUUGUUUCUCAAAAUAACACUCCAGCUGGGACUAACAUGAGUUAUGAGGUGGAAAGUAAAAAUGAAAUCCUGAUAAGAGAGAACAUUUUUAAUAUGUUUCCAGUGUCUCAGCCGCUCGCCGAGUACCCGUAUGGUCGGUGUGCGGUGGUCGGAAACGGGGGCAUCCUGAAUCAGUCUCUCUGCGGAGCCGAAAUUGACAAAUCUGACUUCGUUUUUAGGUGUAACCUCCCCCCAACCACUGGAAAUGUUAGUAAAGAUGUUGGCAGGAAAACCAAUAUUGUGACUGUAAAUCCCAGUAUCAUAAAACUGAAAUAUGGGAAUUUAAAAGAAAAGAAAGCAGUAUUUCUGGAGGACAUUGCAACCUAUGGAGACGCAUUUCUUCUUCUGCCGGCAUUUUCCUUCAGAGCCAACACUGGUUCCUCUUUUAAAGUGUAUGAUAUGCUGAAGCAAUCUAAAGCAAGACAAAAGGUUAUAUUUUUCCAUCCUAAGUACCUGAAAAAUCUUGACCUUUUCUGGAGAACUAAAGGUGUGACAGAGUAUCGCCUGUCCUCCGGCUUGAUGAUCACAAGUGUGGCAGUUGAACUGUGUGAAAAUGUGAAGCUGUAUGGAUUUUGGCCCUUCUCUAAAACUGUAGAAAACACACCUGUCAGCCAUCAUUACUAUGACAACAAUUUACCUAAGCGUGGCUUCCAUGAGAUGCCCAAAGAAUAUAGCCAAAUUCUCCAACUUCACGUGAAAGGAAUCCUCAAAUUACAGUUCAGCAAAUGUGAAAUAGCCUAAGCAAAGUGUCUUGAAGUGGGAAUGUUUUUAAUAUAGUGCAGCUGGUGAGUAACAAUGUUUCUGGACCCUGAAAGAGGUGGUUGUAGAGGACUAUAGGAAGAGCCCCCAAACAUGGUCUGAUCAGAGCUCCCAACUGCGCUUGCAACCUCAGCAACUCGCACAUUUGUUCUGGUCUUCAGUCCUGCUCCCUGUCAAAUGAAGACUAUGGUAUCUAACUCAUAUUAAGAAAAUGUGAAAACUCUUGGCAGAGUACAGGUAGAGUCUCAGUGAAUAUUUCCUUGUUGGUAUUUAUGACAGUCAAAUCCAGCCCUCAGCAGAUGGAUAAUGAAAGGCAGGCCAUCUGAAAGACCCUUUCACCAGAGAACAGACAAAUUGCCAGUAUUCCCAGGGGUUCUUUCUCUGGCAGGCCUAUUAUCAAUAAUGUCCAUCUCAUCUUUCUUCCUGUCUUAAAGUGUGUGUAGAAGAAAAUUAUGUAUUUAAGAAACCAUUGAUAUUCAGGAAUUAAAUCCUUCUCUUUGUAUGGUAAUAUGCCUGCUGCUAAUUACCUUCACUUAGGUCUUAGCUGAGAUGAUGCAUUGGUUGGAUUUUGGCCAGUUCUUUCCCUCCUUUAUCUACACCUUUGAGUCACUCUUUAUAAUUCAUAUUAACUUCCUGCCUUGCUGUUAAAUCUUUUCCUCUUCCACUGACAGAAUCUCCUUCAAGGACAUGAGUAUGUACCACACCUGGGUUUUCUUACUUCUUGUCUCUGGGGUCACAUGUUCAUUUUUUUCUUUUUUGAGUUAAUGAACAGCUACUUCAUGCCAGACCCUGUAACAGGCUCCAUGGGGGAUAUAAAGGUGACUCGGGCCUGCAGGAGGAGACAGAUGUGCACAUCAUCAACAAUGCUACAAGGUGGUAAAUAUUAUUACAGAAGUUGUGAAGAGUACUAUGAGGAACAGAGGCAGGAAUAGUUAAUCGAUUUCAGUGGACUCUAUUUCAGAGAAGAGGUGAUUUCUGAAUUGAACCUAGGAAAUAGGUAAGGUUUUACCACAUGAAGAUUAAGGAGAGAAUAGGGGAAAAAGCUGUCCCCACCUUUCUCAUUCAUCAAAAUGAGGAUACCUGAAGUAAAAUCAUGGUCUUUACCUCAAAAACUGCCACUCAAGGGUAGGAUAUAUCAUACAUGUGGUGGCUUGGGCCCACAUCUGUGAAAUGGGAAUAGAUUGACUUGCUUGGUCUCACAGGAAAGCUGUAAGGAUUAAAGCACACCAAACUUAAUUCUCAUAAAGAAAGGUAUAUGUUUACCUGAGAAAUAAGACUAAUAAUUUAAACAAAAAUAUAAAAUAAGGUUUAAGUAGAUGACUAUUACCAUUUUCUCACCACUCCCUUACAUUAUAAUAAAACCUGUUAAUAUAGCUCAUCCCUGUGUACUGAAUAAUUUAUUUGACUUCAAUAAGUAAUUGUGUGCAUACUUUCCUGCUCAUCUUAAUAUCAUUGAAAGAAGAGCA
This is a messenger RNA of Manis javanica (Malayan pangolin), 2712 nucleotides long. RefSeq names its product ST8 alpha-N-acetyl-neuraminide alpha-2,8-sialyltransferase 6 (gene ST8SIA6). The record is from RefSeq and is a predicted model, not a curated record. Lineage: Eukaryota; Metazoa; Chordata; Mammalia; Pholidota; Manidae. Gene Ontology annotation, molecular function: alpha-N-acetylneuraminate alpha-2,8-sialyltransferase activity. Gene Ontology annotation, biological process: N-glycan processing; oligosaccharide metabolic process.